This is a messenger RNA of Malurus melanocephalus (red-backed fairy wren), 2129 nucleotides long. RefSeq names its product ubiquitin protein ligase E3D (gene UBE3D). Gene Ontology annotation, cellular component: ubiquitin ligase complex; nucleus; cytosol. Gene Ontology annotation, biological process: protein polyubiquitination; protein autoubiquitination; proteasome-mediated ubiquitin-dependent protein catabolic process. The record is from RefSeq and is a predicted model, not a curated record. The transcript has 10 exons. NCBI's taxonomy places the organism in Eukaryota, Metazoa, Chordata, Aves, Passeriformes, Maluridae. Gene Ontology annotation, molecular function: ubiquitin conjugating enzyme binding; cyclin binding; ubiquitin protein ligase activity. The coding region runs from base 60 to 1226 and encodes 388 amino acids.
UGCGCAGGCGGGACAGCGGCCGCUACCUGGCAGUGCCGGCAGUGCCGGUCCGUGCGGGCAUGGCGGCCGCGUUCCUGAUGGAGAUCAGGCGGGGGACGCAGAGCGCCUUGCUGGUUAUCCGCGCGGCGGCGGAGCUCCCCAGCGCGCCCGUGGAGGUGGCGGUGUGCGCGGAUUCCCUGCAAGUGAGGAGCGGCGGGAGCUGCGAUGCGGCGGCGCUGCCGGCAGGGGUCAGCCUGGCGCCGUCCUCGUGCCGCGGGCUGCGGMGCCUGCGCGGGGACGGGCUGCACCUGCGCGUGCGCCUGCGCCGCCCGCCGCCCGCCGCCGAUCUGGUUUUCACUUUGCGGGAAAGCCUGAAAUCCAACAAGAAUUACGUCUUUUACUGUCAGUCCUGUGGUGACGUCGUAGUAAAAGACCGGAAAUUUCUCAGAGUUCUUCCUCUACCGAGUGAAAACUGGAGUGAUUUAGUUGAAGAGUGGUGUUGUCACCCUGACCCAUUUGCCAGAAGCCCUUUGCRCCCUCAGCAUGGUGACUGUUUUCUUGGAGACACUUUUUUUCUGCUGAAUUCAGGAAAUGAAUCCCAUCUGCCUGAAUCCCCUGCUUGCUGCUCAGAGGCYGGACACAAUGUUUCUCAGAGUGACUCCAGCUUGAAGUCAAAAGAAAAUACCAGAGUAAUUUGUAAGCGCUGCAAGACAAUGCUGGGAGAAACAGUUUCAUCAGAUACCAUUAAAUAUUAUGUCACCGAGGUGAUUAUUCAACUAGCUGAGGGAAGUUUCAGUCCAACACCAAGGUCUCAAUUUGUACAGAGCAUGGUUGCUCAGUGUCUUUUGGAAUUAUCCUCUGCUAAAAGCACAUUUCGAUUCACCAUUAAAGGAGAUGAUGGAAAAACCUAUAUUCUGAUAUGGCUUUUAAAUUCUGACACAUUGCUGGUAGAGUCUUCAGGAAGUUCCUCCUCCCACAGUGUUUUUACGCUGUUUGGAGAUACUUUCAUGUCUAGCUCUGGACCAGUGGGAACCUGGAAUGCUGCCAAAGUCCUUUACCAGCCAUGCAUUAAAUGCAGGAAUAAGGACCUUGCUGAUGCAUGGGAAAAUGAUAUGGGAGUUCACCCUCUAAAGUUUCCAUCAGAAACAUGUUUGGAAUUGUUGCUGAUACUGGGUUUGAGCACUGCAUCUCUGCCCCCUUCACUUCAAUGCAUGAACUCUUUUCAGGUUGCCUUUUUGAAGAUGUGAAGAACAAAGAUACCUGUGUUUGAAGCUAUUGUUAGAUUUAUUUUCAGCGGAAAUAUGAACAGAUAACUUUCAAUGGUGUGACUUCUAGAAGAAAAUCCACUGGCAGUACAAAAGAAAAUGGGCGUUUGGAGGGGGUGUGUGUAUUCUUCAUAUCUGAAUGUAUUUCAAAACCAAAGGCAGAAUUGACUUUUGUAUCAGWGCAUUCUUGCAUGUCAUUCUAAGAGUGACCUACCUGUCACCCCUCUGACAUCCAGCUGGGCUGACUAUUAUGAUGYCUUCACUGACAAAAGGAAAUUUCCUGUCUAUCUUCUACUACCUUUAUCAGUGUUUGAUAGCAAUGUGUAUGUCUUUAGGAAAGUUCACAACUGGUAGCAAAUAUUUUAAAAUAUCAUGGAUACUAAUGUGAGUUUUUUGCUUCCUUUUUUUCUGGUGAAGUUAGAGGUCCAAUUUUGAAACAUAAAAUCUGUUUUUGUAAAAAGUACAUGUUUAUCAUGUAUAUUCUUUCUGCAUUUAGGUUUACCUCUUGAGAGUGAAGGAAGACAGUUUCUGCAUUGCUACAUCAUAUUUUUUUAAAAUUGAUAAUGUUUUGGAGCAUCAAGGUUUUUAUGUUUACUUGGAAUAAUUAUUAGUAGUAGUAUUUCAAGGGAAGUUAACAUUCCCUUUACUCAUUAUAUGAUCCUAAUGUAGGAAGUGAUCCUACAAAGUGUUGGACAGGUAGCUGGGGCCUCACAGCACCCAGUCUGGAUAUAAUUUUUCUGUUAUUAUUUUACUUUUCGGUAUUGAAGGAAGAACAAAAUUAUUCUGACUUUUGUAUUCAGGGACUAAAUUAUCUAGCUCCAAGAUAUUUUGUCUAUGCACCAAUGUUGAGUCAUUUUAUGAAUAAAAUAUUUUUUUCUUAAAUUA